This is a messenger RNA of Penicillium paradoxum, 1548 nucleotides long. Its product is annotated as SNG1 family protein. Gene Ontology annotation, cellular component: membrane. The record is from RefSeq and is a predicted model, not a curated record. The transcript has a single exon. The coding region runs from base 1 to 1548 and encodes 515 amino acids. Lineage: Eukaryota; Fungi; Ascomycota; Eurotiomycetes; Eurotiales; Aspergillaceae.
AUGCACUUUUAUCCCAAAGCACGAGAGCAGCGGCCUAGCAUACAUCAACCGUCUGUUCGGCCGCGUCGAUUUGCUCUACUGAAAGCUGCGGCUGUCAAUCUUCUGCUUCUCCAAUUUCUGUUUCUGGGCUUAUUCUGCUACAUCUUUGGAUCUGUCUUCCAGCAGUCCGGACACAUCCACAAUAUCAAUGUCUUGUUUGUCGACUACGAUGGCGGCGCAAUAGCAGAUGCGACCCGCACCGCAUUCCAGAAGCUCAAGGGGCCUGGCUUCCCAACCUUGAUUGAGCGACCUUCCUCUGCGUACCCCGAACCUGGCUCUAUUGAAGGCGCAGUCUGCGAUAUCGACUACUGGGGAGCAUUGUAUACCACAGCAAAUGCUUCCAAUGCGUUAACUGCCGCACUCUCGGGCGGAGCAGCUGCAUCUUCAUACAACCAGAAUAAUGUUCUGACAAUGGUGUGGAAUGAAGCGCGCUACCCAACUGUGGCAGACGCGGCUCUCCAGAGCAGCUUGAAAUCACUGUCGGAAACUGCACGGGUCGCGUACUUGCAGGCGAACGGAAAAUCAGCCUUGCAAACUUUGAACAGCUCAGAUCCUGCUGCGCUCGCAGCGUUCUACGAGCCUUGGACUUUAGCUGACAAUAACAUUCAGCCCACAUCACAAGGGUCAAGAGUCAUCUACAAUACGCUGGUUAUCGUUUUGAUCCUGAUCCAAGAAUUCUUCUAUCUGGGCACUGUCAACGGUUUGUAUAUACAGUUUAAACUCUACACGUCAGUAUCGCCCCAUCGAAUCGCGAUCGCACGCCAACUCAUCUCUGCGGUCUACACCCUUGCAGGAUCCCUGUGCACAACUGGUGCUAUCUGGGCAUUCCGCCAUGGAUGGGAUGUCAACGGAAACCAAUUCGUACUGUCUUGGAUGGCGUUGUGGCUCUUUGCGCAUCUGAAUUUCCUUGUGCUGGACGUAUUCACCAUUUGGAUUCCACCUCCUUACGUGCCGAUGGCGCUGAUAUCCUGGGUUAUCUUGAAUGUUACCUCGAUCCUCCUGCCGUUCGAGCUGUCCCCUGGCUUCUACAAAGUAGGCUUUGCCUUACCAGCACAUUCUAUCUUCCAGAUACUCGUCGACAUCUGGUCUUCGGGUUGCAAUCCCCAACUUUAUUUCUCCUUACCCGUUCUUUUCGCCUUCCAAAUUGUUGCUGGAACUUUGAGCACGAUCGGUGUCUAUCGAAGGGCUCAUUAUGCGUGCAUCAAGCAAGAGAUGGAGGAGAAGGAUUGCAAAGAGCGGAUAACUGCCGCAAUCCUUGAGCAACAGCAGGCUCAAGCUGUGCAACCAGAAACCAUGCACGAUGCAGAACGGCGCGAAACAUCGGAGAGUGAGAAUGAGGGAGAUGGCGCGAUUCAAAGACACGGCGCUGUCCCCGCUAUUGCAGACCAGCCGGAGUUGAUGGAUAUUAUUCGCCGCGAGAUUGCCCGGCCAAAGACUGAAAGCACAGGCACCAGCCGGGAUAUCACCGGGCCUUCUUUCGCAUUGGCUUACAAAGACCGAGGCGUUUGA